CUGGUAAGAAGAAUGGAAAUCAAGGCGAAUUCUGGUGAUACCGCAGUCGAAAUGCCAGAAGAUUUAACCAUGCCGUCAAAACAGUCUAUUAAAACUAAGGCAAAAGCCCAACAUAUAAAGGCGUCGCAUCCACCGACCUCUGAAAUGGUCAACUCCGCCAUUAAAGAACUGAAAGAUCGCAAAGGAUCAUCUAUGCAAGCGAUCAAGAAAUAUAUUGCUACAACAUAUAACGUGGACGCAGAGAAAUUUGCUCCAUUCAUAAAACGGUAUUUGAAAUUUGCUUUAACAUCCGGAGCUGUAGUCCAAACGAAGGGUAAAGGAGUUUCAGGCUCUUUCAAACUUCCCCUUGGAAAACAUUCCGACAAUUCUAAGUUAAGGAAGAUGUUGCAAGCACCAAAGAAAAAUGAUUCGAAGAAAGUACAGCUAGUUGAGAAAAAGAUUGUAGCCAAGAAAGUUGUUGCAGCUAAAAAGACAGCAUUGUCGAAGAAAGCUGAAGUGGAGGAGAAACCAGCAGUAAUAAAGAAAAACGUAGUAAAAGCAGCUGUUGCCAAAAAACCUAAAGCUGUUCUUAAAUCUAUGUCGAAAGCUAAGAAGACCACUAAAGCUCCAGCAGCAAAGACCAGGGUUCCCAAACCCAAGAAAACUGCAACACCAAAAGCAUUAAAAUCAGCCAAAAAAUAAUCUGUUUUUAAAUAAGAACAUCCAAUCAUAUCAAAACGGCCCUUUUCAGGGCCACGGAAUAUUUAAUACGCGGAAUUGCUCUUGUUCUGUAUUUGUAUUUAAUAAAUAAAAACAAUUCCUUAAAUAUGCGCACUGAAAA
Osmia bicornis bicornis is the source of this 820-nucleotide messenger RNA. Its product is annotated as histone H1-like. The transcript has a single exon. The record is from RefSeq and is a predicted model, not a curated record. Gene Ontology annotation, cellular component: nucleus; nucleosome. NCBI's taxonomy places the organism in Eukaryota, Metazoa, Arthropoda, Insecta, Hymenoptera, Megachilidae. Gene Ontology annotation, molecular function: double-stranded DNA binding; nucleosomal DNA binding; structural constituent of chromatin. Gene Ontology annotation, biological process: negative regulation of DNA recombination; chromosome condensation; nucleosome assembly. Bases 13 to 681 code for a protein of 222 amino acids.